GGGGAAUAUGCAUCAAGGUUUACAUUCGGCCAGGAUCUUCCACCGCCUGAGCCCUAUGUAGAAUCAACAAAAACAUAUCCAAGUAAAAAAUCUCAAAAGAAAGGUAGUAAGUUCUAUUUUAUAAUUCUAUAAUAAGUCUAAAAGGCAAACAAAAAAAUUCACAUACGAAAUAUGGUUCUUGCUACUGAACACUGCUUCUCUGUUGUGUUCUUGGGCUGAACACUUUACAGUGCCCCUCUCCACCCAGGAGUAUAAAUAGUUACUGGAAAAUUCUUAGGGAAUCCUAAAGAACUGCUGAGGGGUAGCCUUGUGAUAGACUGGUAUACCAUCCAGGGGGUAGUAGAAAUACUCUAGUUGCUUCAUGCUUUGGAAACAGGGAUAAACCUAAGCUGGAUGGGCCCUUAGGCUUGAGUACAAACUUAAGCUUUUUUAUAUAGUUUUCCAAUGAGAAGCAACAAGUUGAGUUGGUGUGAAUCAUUUGAUUUCCAAACAGUCGAAGAAAUGAACAUAGUGUGUACUGAUUAUGAAAGUAAAAAUUAUAAAAUCCUGGACUGGCAUAAUCUAUAUAUCAAUGCUUCACUCUAUCUUAUUUAUGUAGAAAGUAUGCACAACCAUUUUAUUUCUGUUUUCAGGUGGAGCAAAGUCUUCUGGAAAUAAGGAGGCAAAAUCCAAGGCUCCUCCCCCAUCAGGAGAAGCUCCACCAGCCUCGGCCUCAACCACAACCCCAGCCCUAGCCCCAGCCCCAGUCCCACCCCCAUCCCCACCUCCACCUCCUCCUCCUCCAUAA
Molecule: messenger RNA, 787 nt
Organism: Pocillopora meandrina
Lineage: Eukaryota; Metazoa; Cnidaria; Anthozoa; Scleractinia; Pocilloporidae
Source: the annotation of a GenBank genome assembly